This is a messenger RNA of Cimex lectularius (bed bug), 5071 nucleotides long. RefSeq names its product peroxidasin homolog. The record is from RefSeq and is a predicted model, not a curated record. Gene Ontology annotation, biological process: response to oxidative stress. Lineage: Eukaryota; Metazoa; Arthropoda; Insecta; Hemiptera; Cimicidae. The transcript has 24 exons. Gene Ontology annotation, molecular function: peroxidase activity; heme binding; protein binding. The annotation marks the transcript as partial.
AACAAGCGAAUAAUCGACAUUUUCUUUUGUUCCAGGGAUCUGAGGUUCAACAAAAUACGAAGCUUGGAACCGGGGAGUUUCAGUCAUCUGAAACAACUGACGACUCUGAUUUUAAACAACAACUACAUCACGACGCUGGACGAGGGGACUUUCAGAGGUUUAUCCGAACUAAGGCAUCUGUACCUCUACAAAAAUAAAAUUCAGAAUGUUCACGAGCUGGCUUUUGAUGGGAUGCCAAAGCUGCAGCAGCUAUAUUUGCACUACAACAGAAUUGAAAAUAUCCACCCCAGGACCUUUGACCAGAUACCCGAAUUGCUGAGACUGUUUCUCCAUGAGAAUCGUAUAAAGCACAUUUACCAUGGUACUUUCGACAAAUUGAAGGAGUUGCAAAGGCUACGUCUCGACGGAAAUGCGCUCGUCUGCGACUGCAGCAUCAUGUGGUUUAAAAAGAUGCUCCAGGAAAUGAAAGGCGCUCAGGUCGCUGCGUCAUGCCAGUAUCCCGAAAACAUGAGAGGUCUUCCUGUUUCCGACAUGCCCAACGAACUGAACUGCAAUGAACCUAGGAUAGUAGAAGGGCCUCAUGAUGUUGAGGUCAACUUUGGAGGUUCCGCCUCAUUCACCUGCAGGGUUGACGGAGAUCCUCAUCCAAAAAUCACUUGGAUGCUAAAUAACAAUGAAAUUGAUAUGACUAAUCCAAAGUACCAUGUGAAAGAAGACGGCACACUUAUUGUUUCAUCGACGACUUCAGCCGAUCUGGGUGUGUAUGAGUGCAUGGCCCAAUCGCCAUACGGAUCCUUGAAAUCUGACGCUGCAACGAUGAAGCACAAAAAGAAAAGAGAAAAGCUGGAAUUCGUGCGGAGGCCUAUUGACCAAGUGGCCAAAGAAGGUGACACCGUACAGCUGGAAUGUUCAGUCAAAGGUGAUGUCGCUCCAUUGAUUACUUGGACAAAAGACGACCUACCCGUACCUGCCGCAAGAGCUACAAUUUCUCCUGAAGGGACAUUAACAAUAAACUCAGUUACUAUCGAAGAUUCAGCCCUAUACAGGUGCAAUGUUGACAGUAUCGGAGGACGAAUUUCAACAUCAGCAGAACUUGUAGUAAAUGCUCCACCUAAAAUUACAACCCCGCCUGAAAGCCAAUGGGUCAAAAGCGGUGUUGAUGUGGAAAUGAAGUGUGUAGCAUAUGGCUAUCCAAAUCCAAUUAUAACAUGGUACAAAGAUGGAAACACUGUCCAGCCAACUGAUAGAAUUAAAUUAAAGGAAGAUAACCACAUUGUAAUAAUUCAAAAGGUAGAAGAGACUGACAGUGGUCUCUAUACUUGCUUGGCUCAAAGCAUUCAUGGAAAUGCUGAAUCGAACGGAGAACUUAGAGUGCGUCCAGAUGGGCCAAGGCCCCCGAGUUUCAUCGAGACUCCUUACCCGUUGGUUGCAACAAUCGGUACAUCAGUAGAAAUGCCUUGCAGGGCGCAAGGUGACCCACAGCCAGUGAUCUCCUGGUCUAAAAAUGACCAACCUUUAAACAGUGAUUCAAAACAUAGAGUACACCCAAGCGGUCAUUUAAGAAUUUACAAUCUCUCCAACAAUGAUAGUGGACUUUACGUUUGUAAAGCGGUAAAUACUUUUGGUGAAAAGAGUGUUAGUGCAACACUUACACUAGCAGAAGGUUUAAAUGAUUACAUAAUCACAAAUGCAGUUCAUGAUGCAGAAGCAUCAGUUGAUCAUGCAAUUAGUUCAACGAUAUCUGAUAUAUUUUCUAGCAACGCUUCAAAGUCGCCUAACGAUUUGAUGAGAUUAUUCCGUUAUCCUGACUCAGAAGCAAGAGCAGCAGUUAGAGCAGCUGAUGUUUAUGAGAAUGCCUUGUUAAACAUAAGAAAGCAUAUUACAAGUGGUUUACAUUAUAAUGGCACACAAGAUUUUUCUUAUGAGGAAGUUCUAUCUCCAGACCAACUGUUACUCAUCGCUAGAUUAUCGGGAUGUAUGGAACAUCAGACAGCGAAUUGUAGUGACAUGUGUUUCCAUAACAAAUAUCGUACGAUUGACGGUACAUGCAACAAUCUUCAACACCCGUAUUGGGGAGCUUCCCACAUUGCUUUCAGACGGCUCUUAAAGCCAAUUUACGAAAACGGAUUUAGCCAGCCUGUUGGUUGGAACAAAGAUCGGAAAUACCACGGCUACUCAUUGCCUUUGGCGAGAUCCGUUUCCCUGGCUUUGAUAAAAACGGAAAACACAUCACAAGACGAUGAAAUCACUCAUAUGGUAAUGCAAUGGGGACAGUUUCUCGAUCAUGAUUUGGACCAUGCUAUACCUUCAACCACAGCUGAAAGUUGGGAUGGUGUUAAUUGUAAAAAGAGCUGUAGUUUUUCACCACCUUGCUUCCCUAUGGAGAUGAUGGCAGACGACCCAAGGCCUAAAAAGCGGCGUUGUAUGGAUUUUAUCAGAUCCAGUGCCAUUUGUGGUUCAGGUGUUACUUCAGUUUUCUUUAAUAAAAUCCAACCAAGAGAACAAAUCAACCAGCUCACAGCCUUUAUCGAUGGCUCACAGGUUUAUGGUUUCCACUUAAAUAGAAGUAUACUGCUUCGUGAUUAUUCACAAGAUCUUGGAUUGUUAAGAGUCGGUAUUGACCCACCGGUUAAAGACAAAGGGUUACUACCACAAGCAGGUGACAAUGAAGUAGACUGCAGAAGGGAUCCGACUGAAAGUGACUUGAAAUGUUUCUUGGCCGGAGACAUUAGAGUUAAUGAACAGGUUAGUUUAAUUGCCAUGCAUACUAUCUGGCUCAGAGAACAUAACAGGAUUGCUAAAGAGCUCAAAGAAGUAAACCCACAUUGGACUGGUGAAAUUCUGUUCCAUGAAGCGCGGAAAGUAGUUGGCGCAGAAAUGCAGCACAUAACAUAUCAGCAUUGGCUCCCACACAUUUUAGGACCAAAAGGAAUGGAGAUGCUAGGCCCUUAUACAGGCUACAACCCUAAUGUUGACCCUGGGAUUUCGAAUGUUUUUGCAACUGCUGCCCUUCGGUUCGGCCACACUUUGAUCAAUCCCGUAUUAUCACGUCUGGAUGAGAAUUUCAGAAGCAUCCCUCAGGGUGAUUUACCAUUGGGCAAAGCGUUUUUCGCGCCGUGGAGAGUUAUCGAAGAAGGAGGCAUAGAUGCUUUAAUGAGAGGAAUGUUUAUUUCACCGGCUAAGAGGAAACAACCCAAGCAAAACCUGAACUCAGAAUUAACUGAGCAUUUGUUUACAUCUUUCCAUGCCGUUGCAUUGGACCUGGCCUCGAUGAACGUCCAAAGGUCUAGAGAUCAUGGAAUACCAUUCUACAACGAAUUCAGAGAAUAUUGCAAUCUGACCAAGGCCAGUAGUUUCGACGACCUCAAAAAUGAGAUUACAGAUGAUGAAGUAAGAAGGAUAUUGCAACAGCUAUAUGGACAUCCUGAUAACAUUGAUAUAUUUGUUGGUGGCAUAUUAGAAGAUCAAAUUGAUGGUGCUCGAGUAGGACCAACAUUCAGAUGUCUUUUAGUCGAACAAUUUAGAAGGAUUCGGGAUGGUGAUAGGUUUUGGUAUGAAAACCCUUCAACAUUCAAAGCUUCUCAGCUGCCUCAGAUAAAGCAGAGUUUGCUAAGCCGGAUAUUAUGUGACAAUGGUGACAACAUAACAAGAGUGACUCCAAACGUAUUCCUGUUACCGCAUUUGCAAACACCAAAUAUUAUAGAUUGUACUGAUGUUCCUAGUAUAGAUUUAAGGUUCUGGUAUGAAUGUGAAGAUUGUGAAAAAGGCGCAUCGUCGCGUAAUCACUUCGAUGAAAAUGUCUCUAAUCUAAUGGAAAACAAAGUAGACGGGCUUGUAGAAGAGGUUGAGGAACUAAAGAAGACAGUGAAAAAUCUCAAAAGAAAACUGAGAAGCUUGCAGAAAGAUGGAUGUACGGAUCACAAAGGAAAACAGAGGAAUGAUGGUGAAACUUGGCAAAAAUCUCCCUGUGUUAUGUGUGAAUGUGAGGGAAAACAGGUCUCGUGUCUGCGGAAAUCCUGUCCUAAACUAAACUGUAGUCAAGUAGAAACACCCCCAAAUAAAUGUUGUCCCCAAUGUGUAAAUUGAAGCACACUUACUUCUUUCUGAGGUUAUGUUGCUUAACUUUAAAAAACUGCCAUUAUUUUUAUUGUAUAUAUUAUUAAGUGACGUGUGCUUCCUCUUUUUCUUUCAUCAAGAAAACUUUGCUAAAAUGGUUAUAUAAUUGUUGUAUUAUACAGUCUAAUGUUUAAAUGUUUAUUAAUAUUUUAAGCUUUUAUAACCUAUUGUGAUAAAUGUUUGUUAAGUUAUUAUUUUAAACUAUUUGUCUCAUUUUGGUUAGGUUGUUUGGUAGAUAAAUAACCUCAUACCCAUCCACUGAAUGUGGUUCUUUCACUUUAUAUCACACAGUAAUGCAACACCUCUGAGGGUCCAAUGCCUCGGAUUGUUAUCGGUUUCAAAGUCGAUUGAGCCUACAUAUUUUUGGUCAGUCCUUUGCGGCUUCCUGUAAAUGGGACAUUCAUACAGUUUUGGAUCUUUGCCUGCUGUCGUGUUAAUGGCGUAUAUGUAAAUAACAGGCAUCUGUUCAUAAAGCACUUUUGACUUGCUCUCUAUCAACUUCCCAGUGCGACGGUCCAAGCUGGCUCCCUCAAGAAACAAGCCGUGGACGUACACUCCUUCUGGCGGAACAUCGGAUAUCUCCUCUUUAUUGUGCCUGGUAAUGAGGUUCUGAAGAACGACCGAAUCCAAAGCCCAGCCUUUAUGUCCCCGAGUCACUUCCUAGUAAUUUAAAGGAUAAGACUGACCAAGAUUUACAUUAAAAAUAAAUUUACCUGUCUCAUCGCCGUGAGAAACCCUUGUGGAUUGAAAAACCCUGUCAUCCAGAACACAUUCGGCCUCCCGUUGUGAAGCCACUUUUUAAAUUGGGCCUCUCUUUCAAGUAGUUCAGUGUACCAAAAACCAAGAGUCGCAGAUUCCCAUGAACACUACGACCAUAAUUUUAAAAAUUGUGUUUAGAAAUAAAAUUGUAAUUAAUGUAAUAUAGAGGAAAUAAAAACUAUAAUCUUUUUUGUGU